Molecule: messenger RNA, 1569 nt
Organism: Entrophospora candida
Lineage: Eukaryota; Fungi; Glomeromycota; Glomeromycetes; Entrophosporales; Entrophosporaceae
Source: the annotation of a GenBank genome assembly
AUGAAUUCCGAAGAAACUAUUUUUAUUAAAUCAGAAAAAGAAACCUACAAAGAGAUAAAAGUAGAAAGUAUAGAGCUAAAAUUUGACAAUAAUGCUACAAUAUUACGAGAUGUAAAAGGCAUCUCUUCAAAUAGCAACAAUAAUAAUAAAUGUUCAAGUAAUAAAAGAUCUGUUAAUAAUGUUGAUAAAGAUCCCGAAACACUUGCUGCAGAGUUAGCCAUUAAAAGAGCAAGAAAUACAGAUGCUGCUCGUCGUAGUAGACAUCGUAAAGUUAUGAAAAUGGAAUCACUUGAAAGCCAAGUUUCAGAAUUAUCAUCAAAAAACCAUACAUUAAAAACUCAUUUAGCUGUAUUGGAAAUUGAAAUAAAAGGUUUAAAUGAGAAAAAUGAAGAAAAUGAUUCAAGAAUUAAAAAAUUAGAAAUUCAAUUGGCUGAAACUUAUGAAAAAAUAAUUACAUCAAAUUGGGAAGAAAUUGUUGAUAAUUUUGAUAGUAUGAAUCUUAAACCUGACCUUCUUCGUGGUAUUUAUGCAUAUGGAUUUGAAAAACCCUCAGCAAUUCAACAAAGAGCCAUCCUCCCUGUUAUAAAAGGACAUGAUGUAUUAGCUCAGGCACAAUCAGGAACAGGAAAAACAGCGACAUUUUCUAUUUCAAUACUUCAAAAACUUGAUGUGGCUAUUAGUCAUUGUCAAGCACUUAUUCUUGCACCAACUCGUGAAUUAGCACAACAAAUUCAAAAGGUAGUGAUCGCGCUUGGAGAUUUUAUGAAUGUCGAAUGUAAUGCAACAAUUGGAGGCACAAAUGUCCGUGAAGAUAUUAAAAAACUUGAAGCAGGUGUUCAUGUAGUUGUAGGCACACCAGGCCGUGUAUUUGAUAUGAUUAAUCGUAAAGCUUUAAAAACUGAUCAUAUAAAAAUGUUUGUGCUUGAUGAGGCAGAUGAGAUGUUAUCACGUGGCUUUAAAGAACAAAUCUAUGAUGUUUUUCAAUUACUUCCACCUAGUACCCAAGUUGUACUUUUAUCAGCUACAAUGCCAUCUGAUGUUCUUGAAGUGACCACUAAAUUUAUGCGUGAUCCUGUAAGAAUUUUAGUUAAACGUGAUGAAUUGACAUUGGAAGGUAUUAAGCAAUUUUAUAUUGCAGUUGAAAAAGAAGAAUGGAAACUUGAUACUUUAUGUGAUUUAUAUGAAACAGUUACAAUAACUCAAGCAAUCAUUUUUUGUAAUACCAGAAGAAAGGUUGAUUGGUUAACAGAUAAAUUACAUUCCAGAGAAUUUACAGUAUCAGCCAUGCAUGGAGAUAUGGAGCAAGCUCAACGUGAUGUUAUUAUGAAGGAGUUUCGUUCAGGAUCUUCCCGUGUACUUAUUGCCACUGAUAUUUUAGCCCGUGGUAUUGAUGUUCAACAAGUAUCAUUGAACUAUAUUCAUCGUAUUGGCAGAGGAGGGCGUUUUGGUAGAAAAGGAGUUGCUAUUAAUUUUGUUACUAGUGAGGAUGUUCGAAUGCUUAGAGAUAUAGAACAAUUUUAUAAUACACAAAUCGACGAAAUGCCAAUGAAUGUGGCAGAUUUGAUCUAA